This is a messenger RNA of Volvox carteri f. nagariensis, 1065 nucleotides long. RefSeq lists its product as uncharacterized. The coding region runs from base 1 to 1065 and encodes 354 amino acids. Lineage: Eukaryota; Viridiplantae; Chlorophyta; Chlorophyceae; Chlamydomonadales; Volvocaceae. Gene Ontology annotation, biological process: deoxyribonucleotide biosynthetic process. Gene Ontology annotation, molecular function: oxidoreductase activity. The transcript is spliced from 8 exons. The record is from RefSeq and is a predicted model, not a curated record.
AUGCCAUCCGUGUCGUACACCGCGAACGCGCGCGCCACGUCCUCCUCCGUAGGCUCUCCGUCUGAGCUGGACGAAGCGGUGUUACGGGAAAACCCCAAUCGCUUCACGUUAUUCCCAAUACGGUACCCGGACCUCUGGGAAUUCUACAAGCGGGCCGUCGCGUCCUUCUGGACUGUGGAAGAAGUUGACUUCACGGGAGACUUGUACGAUUUCGAUCAUAAACUUAAAGAGGAGGAGCGGCGGUUUAUCAAAUACGUGUUGGCAUUCUUCGCUGCCAGCGACGGUAUCGUGAUGGAGAACCUGUCGGCGCGGUUCAUGUCGGAGGUGCAGGUGCCUGAGGCCCGCGCAUUCUACGGCUUCCAGAUUGCCAUGGAAAACGUGCAUAGCGAGAUGUACAGCGUGUUGCUGGACCACUACGUUCGGGACCCCGCGGAGCGGCGGCAGCUGUUUAACGCCAUUCAGACCAUCGCUACGGUGGGCAAGAAGGCGGACUGGGCGCUGCGCUGGAUUUCCUCCAGCAACUCGUUCGCUGAGCGCCUGGUGGCGUUUGCGUGCGUGGAAGGGAUUCACUUUUCCGGGAGCUUCUGUGCCAUCUUCUGGCUGAAGAAGCGGCUGCUGAUGCCUGGUUUGAGCUUUUCCAACUGCCUCAUCUCCCGGGACGAGGGCCUGCACUGCGACUUUGCGUGCUGCCUGUACGGCCACCUGAAGAACCGCCUGUCUCGGGAGCGGGUGGUCAAGAUUGUGGACGAGGCCGUGCGAUUAGAGGACGAGUUUUGCACGGAGGCGCUGUCGUGCGAGCUGCUGGGGAUGAAUGCGGACCUGAUGCGGCAGUAUAUCCGGUUUGUCGCUGAUCGACUGCUCGUCUCGCUUGGGUACGACAAGUACUACAACACGGUCAACCCGUUUGACUGGAUGGAGAUGAUCAGUCUGCAGGGCAAGGCCAACUUUUUCGAGCGGCGUGUGGGCGAGUACCAGCGCGCCUGCGUCAUGGCGGGGGACAAUGGCUCAGCGGAGCAAGCUCGGGGGUCAAGUGAGCACGUCUUCCGAACCGACUGCGAUUUUUAG